Molecule: messenger RNA, 1179 nt
Organism: Endocarpon pusillum Z07020
Lineage: Eukaryota; Fungi; Ascomycota; Eurotiomycetes; Verrucariales; Verrucariaceae
Exons: 1
Coding region: 1-1179 (392 amino acids)
Source: RefSeq, a predicted model, not a curated record
AUGAAAUAUGGAAGGCUUUCACCAAGAGACACAAGCGAAGAGAUUUGUAAGUGCUGCGGUAUUGGCGAUGAAAAGUGGAAAAGCUUGAUUACGGAUGUGCUCUUCGAAGAAGAUGAUCGGGAGAUUGAAGACAUGUUGUCGAGGCGGAAGAUUGGAGGGUAUAACGAAAAUGACCUUGAUGCCGUUCUGAUCAAUGUCACGGCUCAAAACUGCACUUCAGCUGCAAGUCAGCUUGGCAGGCCGUCCGACAAGGUUGAAGCUCGUUCGGAGACAAAGACCAGCUCGACAAUAAGCUUGCAGCAAACCAGUAGUGAGGAAGUCCGAACCCAAGAGCCAGCUGUUCUUAAAGAGAUAUUGAAUCAAUCAAGGCCACCAAAGAUGCCUUACCAAGGAUAUGCAUCCGCAGCACCUGGUCCAGAACUAACAUCUCGAGACCUAAAACAAGCUGCUAGACAAGCUGAGAUUGGCGAGGCGGUUCUCAUUGGUGGUCGUGAGAAUGUUGCUCCUCAGACAUAUGCUUCGAACGGAAGCGGCUACUUAGCAAAGAUCAAACCAAAUCGGAUGAUCAGGCCAGCAAUCCGGCCCAAAGGAAAAUCCUCGCUGCAUCACUCCACGCAUGAAAGACCCGUAGUCAUGGUUGCAGGUCGAGACCAUGCUCAAGAAUUGAAAGUUGGCGUCCGUGGCGAAGAAGCCGUCUUCAACAUCCUGAGAGACAUCUUAGGGUCAGGAAUCGAUGAGUCUUCAUGGACCACCGAGUUGAGACAUCACGUUCAUGGCUAUAAGCUCUGGGCUCCAGAAGACCGUGAUACCCUCUACUCCGACUUCACUGUCAGGGAUGAGGCCGGCAAGCUCAUGAAGUGGAUGAUCGACAACGAUGUCAAAUUCCCCACAUAUUGGGAGACAGGGGAAGGCGACAUGUUGUACCAUAUCGAAGUGAAGGCUACGGCCAAAGAGCACUUCAACGAGCCCUUCUUCAUGAGCUACCUGCAGAUGGAUAAAGCUAAAGAGAUUGCUCGGUCAAAGUCUAGUCAUGGUGUAAGAGAGGCCUUUGUCAUCUUCCGGGUGUACGAUACUGAAAGUCAGGUGCCUGGGUUGGAGGUUUAUUAUGAUCCGUGGACUUUGAUCCAGGAAGGGAAGUUGACUUGUCAGGCUCAGGAAUGGAGAAUUAGCCCUGCAUAA